This is a messenger RNA of Pseudophryne corroboree (corroboree frog), 1481 nucleotides long. RefSeq names its product calpain-1 catalytic subunit-like. The annotation marks the transcript as partial. Gene Ontology annotation, molecular function: calcium-dependent cysteine-type endopeptidase activity. Gene Ontology annotation, cellular component: cytoplasm. Gene Ontology annotation, biological process: proteolysis. The transcript has 13 exons. NCBI's taxonomy places the organism in Eukaryota, Metazoa, Chordata, Amphibia, Anura, Myobatrachidae. The record is from RefSeq and is a predicted model, not a curated record.
UUAUCCUUAAGUAUAUAUAAGAAAGGCGUAAAUACAUAUCCAUAUCACUAUAUAUUAUUAACACAGUGCACACAGACUAAGUGCAGACCAAGGACGGGAUAAAGGAUGUGGGCUGGUCAGGAUUAUCUCUCUCUCCGUACUUUAUGCCAGAAGAAGGGAGAACUUUUUGUUGACUCUUUGUUUCCUGAAGACAUUUCUGACCCUGGUGUUGAAUGGAAGAGGCCUGCGGAGUUCUGCUCAAAUCCUACGUUCAUUGAGAAUGGAGCAAGUACCACAGACAUCUGCCAGGGGGACCUAGGUGACUGCUGGCUGCUGUCCGCGAUUACAUCACUCACGCUCUACCCCUCGCUGUUCUCGCGGGUAGUGCCCAAUGACCAGAGCUUCAGCCCCAGCGAUGGCUACUGCGGGAUCUUUCACUUCAAGUUGUGGCACUUCGGGGAAUGGUUGGAUGUUGUGAUAGACGACAGGCUCCCGAUGAAGAACGGCCGCCUGGUGUACACAAAGAGCGACACUCGGGAGGAGCUAUGGAGUGCGCUGCUGGAGAAAGCCUACGCCAAGGUACGUGGAAGCUACUCCGCACUGCAGGGAGGAACGAUCCCCGAGGCACUGGAGGAUUUCACUGGUGGAAUAGCAGAGACUGUGAGUUUGUGGAGACACACCCCUGAGGAGGUCUGGGAUAUGAUCAGCCAAUCAGAGAGCAGGAAGUCCCUGAUGGCCUGCUAUAUACAGGCGUCUGAGCCCCAAGACACUGGACGUGUGAAUGAGGAUGGGCUGGUCCUGGGACACGCGUACUCCGUUAUAGGAGCGAAGGAAGUGACCCAGGCAUCCGGUGAAGCCACACUCGUCCGGCUGAGGAAUCCCUGGGGCUUCACCGAGUAUACUGGACCGUGGAGUGACAAGUCUUUGGAGUGGGAGGCAGUGUCAGAGAAGGAGCAGAUCGCAUGGAACCUCCAGAGAGAAGACGGAGAGUUUUGGAUGCUCUGCGAAGAUUUCUGCAGCCUAUUCUCCAUGAUUGUUACCUGUAGAGUCAACCUGGAUUCUUCCCAUUGUAUUGCCACUCACCUGCAUGGACGGUGGGAGAGUGGGGUCAGUGCAGGUGGAGGUCGGAGACUGAGAUCUUUCUUCACUAACCCACAAUUCCGGAUCCUCGUGGGCGGGGCUUCAGAUGAAGAGGUGGAGCCUGGAACUACAGAGGAGCGCUGGACAGUGCUGGUGGAGUUGAUGCAAACAGAUGGCAGGACAGACAAGCUCCACAUAGCCUGUCACCUGUACAAAGUGCCUAAAGAACAGGUCUCUCGUCCCCGACUGGACCGUGGAUUUUUCACAAGGAGUCGCCCAGUGUGUGACACAGGAGACCCUCAGAACAGCCGUGGGGUCACAAUGCGGGCGUGCGUGGCCCCAGGGGAUUAUGUUAUUGUGCCUUCCACAUAUGACCCCAACCAGGAGGGUAACUUCUAUAUUCGGGUAUUCUGUGAGCGCAG